Molecule: messenger RNA, 1722 nt
Organism: Paramuricea clavata
Lineage: Eukaryota; Metazoa; Cnidaria; Anthozoa; Malacalcyonacea; Plexauridae
Source: the annotation of a GenBank genome assembly
AUGUCUGCAGUAAUAGUAAGUGUAGUUAAGCUUACCUUUGGUCUGUUGUCAAAGAAAGUUCGUGCCCACUGUGCUCAAAGGCUGCAAAAUGGUGGGCUUGCUGACAAAGAAUUUAGAAAGCUAAUUGUCAGUGAACUUGAUGAUAUCAAGGAUAGACUGGACGCUCUUGGUCUGACAGAACUUGAUAAUGGGAUCAGCUGCUUAAACCAAGGUGUGGUGCGCCUAAAUUUGUCUUUUAGUGAUUCAGUAGAUGGUACUGGCCAGUCGCAAUUGCCAAACGCUAUUAAGAAACAAUCAGAAAUGUCGUUGACAUCCAUGGGGCCAUCUAGUGAAGCUAUGCCAGAUAUUGAACAAGUACUUGCACUUGCUCACGUCGUCGGUACACUGAAGAGUAUUCCGAACAAACGAUAUGAGUUGGCCGAGGAAUCUUUUAAAAAUGCGGCAAGAGAUGCAGGCAAGGCAUUCCACAACCGCUCGCUAAGCAUAGAAGCGAGAAUUCUUGCAUGUCAAGUCCGUAUCGCAAGCGGAAUACUUCAACAUUUGGCCGAUCCUGAUUUAGCAGCCUGUGACUGUCUGCAAUAUUUGAAAGAAUUGCAUAAGAUUCCAGAAAUAUUCGAGAUCUUUGAUGUAUACGCUAACGGAGGAUUUAAAUCGAUUUUUAGUAGAGAAAGACGCGCUGAAAUCGUAGAAUCCGUCAUUACGAUCAAUUUAUCUCUGCUUGAUUUUAUCACCACAUUUACAACCACCGAAAAACCAUUAAGUAUUUUCAAAUGGCCACUGAUAGAAUGUGACGCGAAUGUCUAUCAUCCAAUUUAUUAUGAAGUCACUACUAUGAAGAAUGAGCUGACAAGCAUAACACCGCCCUGGUGCAUUAAAGUUCGUGACAUGCUUCAAUUUAGAAGUCUUUCUGCUGUAAACAGCAAAGGAGAUAUAAUACUUUGUCCUGACCCUACUAAGUGUUUCCUUGCAAAAUUCGACAGGGAAACGGGCAAGUUAGAGCAAUUUAAUAUUCCUGCGUUGGACAAGGGAGAAGAAGAAGACAUCAAAUGCAACUACUUAGCUGUCGAUGAAGAUGAUACAGUGUACUUGCUGACACGUUACAGUCAAGAGACUGAUCAUUAUAAUCUAUCUGUUUGUGAUUCAAAUGGAAAGGUUAUUCAUCAUCAACCCGUUGAAUUUCUAACAGGGAAGGAAUGUCGGUGUUUUGGAAUAACCAAAGAUAAAAGACUUGUUUUCUGUUGUGAAUUUGAGCAGAAUGAUCACAAUGUUUACAUAUGUGACAGGAACGGGCAGUUGAAGAAUAGCUUUCCUGCACGCAUCUCUGACAAUCUAGUUGUAAAGGACAUGUUUAGUUCCAAUUAUAACGAAAUUAUGCUUGUUGCAGUAAGGAAACACAGCAGACCUAGUUCCAUAUAUCUUCAUAUUUACUCAGUGGAAGGACGUUCAGAGCGAGACAUUAAACUAACACUGCCUGCUGGUUCGGGCUCUCCCAGCUCUUGUACUGUAAGGUAUAAUUAUCGCUCUAAUAAAAUCAUUUGUUUGGUUCGAACAAUGAUGGGUAACGAGUGGAGAUAUCUACAGUUUUGUACAGAAACUGGUGAAUUACAAAGAUCAUGUGGUCGUAUUAACAUUAAUCAUCUGGGAUUGAAACCAAAUCUUAGCUCACAUCCAAAGGGUAAUGUGGCUUUGGUAUGCCAAAAUGGUGCACUGUUCAUGCAAUAG